Molecule: messenger RNA, 621 nt
Organism: Trichomonas vaginalis G3
Lineage: Eukaryota; Parabasalia; Trichomonadida; Trichomonadidae
Product: multidrug resistance protein YPNP-related family
Exons: 1
Coding region: 1-621 (206 amino acids)
Biological process (GO): transmembrane transport
Cellular component (GO): membrane
Molecular function (GO): antiporter activity; xenobiotic transmembrane transporter activity
Source: RefSeq, a predicted model, not a curated record
AUGAAUGGGGGAAUAACAAACAGCCGAAGAUACAAGGCCAGAUGGAUCAUCGCCGUUUGUUACAAUAAUAAAACUAUGUCUCAGUCCAUUAUUAUUGCAACUAUUUUGUGGAGUUCAGGUUUAAGAUCUCUUGUCACACCAUUAUCCACAUUUGCAAGUGGUGGUACAUCAAUCAAUACAGGCCAAUUAAUCACAAAACACGAAUAUGAAAAAGCAGGAAAAUUAUUUGUAGAAUUUAUUCGUGAUGGCUUAUUCAUUGUCAUUCUUCUUCCAUUGCUGUUAAUUCUAACUGCUCCAAUGAUUCUCACAAAGAUUGGAAUGCCAGAGAAUCUUAAAUCACAAGGUUCUGCAUAUUUAACUUCAAUUUUCAUAUAUACAUUCUUUGUUUAUUUAUUUGGAUUCCUGAAUAGUAUCUUAAUGUCAAUGGGAUUUGUACUUAUAUCAUCAAUUAUUCAAGUUUUAGCACAUCUUCUUUCUCUGAGCUUUGAUGCUCUUUUUAUUUGGGGAUUUCAUGUUCAAAUAGUGUGGAUGAGUGUUGCUUUUGCUGCAGGCCCUUCUACUGCCUGCAAUGUCACAUUCAUAUUAUAUAUUUUUAACAAAUUUGCUGUUAAGCCAGUUUAG